Orcinus orca (killer whale) is the source of this 6357-nucleotide messenger RNA. RefSeq names its product ATP binding cassette subfamily B member 9 (gene ABCB9). Gene Ontology annotation, molecular function: ABC-type oligopeptide transporter activity; ATP hydrolysis activity; ATP binding. The coding region runs from base 3101 to 5401 and encodes 766 amino acids. Gene Ontology annotation, biological process: peptide transport; transmembrane transport. Gene Ontology annotation, cellular component: lysosomal membrane. The transcript is spliced from 15 exons. The record is from RefSeq and is a predicted model, not a curated record. Lineage: Eukaryota; Metazoa; Chordata; Mammalia; Artiodactyla; Delphinidae.
GCAUUUAUCCCGGGUCCUUGCCCGGCGCUCCCUUUGCCAACGCCACAGUCUCGGGGUUCGCCGCGGAUCGCCCCAGUGAGUGUCCCCACGAAAACGCUCAGUCCGGUGAGACUUCCGGUGGUGCUUCCGACGGAUUCAGAGCGUGCCCUCCAUCCUCGGGGAGACCCAUCACAGCACACGCAAGCCAUACCUUGGGAACCCCGUCAUGGUCCGCCAUGCAUCCCCAAGACCCCGGUCUGCAAAGCCCCGAGAAGAAGCUUGGGUGUCAAUCCUAUUGAGCUGGCAGAACUAAGGCGUGCAGCUGGGGAGGAAAUCUUGACCCCUGGAAAUGACCCCUGUCCCCUGCCUUAGUUACCUCCAUGGCUCAGCGUGAUGCAGGGAUGGGGGGUGGGGAGGAAGACUCUGGGGCUUUAAGACUCUGGCCCUUACCCUAGAUCAACAGGUGACUGCAGAUGACAGCUGUUGACCGAGGCUCCUCUCUACUGGACCUGAGCUAACACAUCUACCACCCACCUUAUCUCCUUUCAUCCUUACAGCAAACCUUUGAGCUAGGUACUGUUAUAUCACCGUGUUACAGGCGGGGGAACCUGAGGCCCAGAGAGGUGCAGUGACUUGCCCCCUGUCACUCUCCAGUAAGGGACACGUAUGGGGUUUGAACCCAACAGUCUGCUCUCUGAGUUCCCUGUUCACCACAAUAGGAAUACACUGAGUGGUGGGAUUUUGAGGGAUGUUGACUUUUCUCUUUGGGCUUGUUGGCAUUUCCUUCCUUCCUCCCUCCCUCCCUCCCUCCCUCCCUCCCUUCCUCUCUCUGUCUCUUUCUUUCUUCUUCAUAUAUAAAUAUAUAUAUAUAUAUAUUUUGGUCGCACCGUGUGGCUUGCGGGAUCUUAGUUCCCCAACCAGGGAUCAAGCCCAUGCCCCCUGCAGUGGAAGCACUGAGACCUAACCACUGGACCGCCAGGGAAUUCCCUUGUUGGCAUUUUCUUGAUAACUCUGCUUUCCUUUCCCCAUGUGUAGACACAGGUUCACGCUCACACACUCACAUCCACAGUCACACACACACUCAAACACAGCCUUACAUGCUCACACAUGCUAACACACAUUCACACACAAUCACACAUGCGCUCACACCCUCACACAUACCAUCAACACACACCCUCGCUUGAACACACACAACAUUCCACAUACAGUCACAGUCGCACACUCCUAUUCAUACACCCAAUAUCUCACACACGUGCACACCCUCACAAAAGUACUCACCCACACUCACAUCCCACACACAGUCACACAUACACACACACACACACACAGGCAACAGCCCCUGUUCCUGUCUUCUUCAGGGCUCCACGGCCCACCCCUUGCUCCUGCUGAAGCCCCAGGACCCCAGAAGGAAGAUGGGAAACCUCCAGGCCCUGUGAUGCAGUGCCAGGCCAUCCUCCCAGCUGUCUCAAUCAGCACAUUCGGGGCACCAAGGCUCGAGCCAGCAAAGUCUCCCCUCCAGCACCUUGAGGGGCCGGAAGAGGGCCCCUGCUCUCUGGACAGAGCCUGCACAACAGCCUGAUUGGUUUUCACACUGGCUGGGCAGGGGCAGCGAGACCCUCCUGUCUGGGAGUGUGGAAGGAGUGCGUGUGAGUGUGUGGAAGUGUGUUUUGAGUGACAGACAAGAUCCCUGCCUUCUGAAGCUUUCAGUCGAGUGGGGGAGACAGGAACAAGCAAGGAGACCAGUAUGAGAUCAGGUUAUCCUCGUUCAGUUGUAAGGGCUGGGAAGGCACUAGGCUGAUGAGAUGGUGAGUGCCCGGAGGCGGCUGCUUCGGACGCGGUGGCCAGGGAAGGCCUCCUGAAGAGUGACAUUUCAGCUGAGCUCUAACUGUUGCAGCAAGAUCUGCAGGAAAGUGUUCUAGACAGGGAGACUGAAGGGGCAAAGGCCCUGCAGUGGGCUGAGCUUGGCAUGCUUGGAGAACAGCAAAAAGCAUACAAGAGGGCAAGUCAUAGGGAAGGAGGCCAGGUGGUAUUGAGACCAAAUCAUUGGGCUAAGUAGGCCACUGGGAACAUUUUGGAUUUUACUCUGUUUGCAAAGGGAAGCUGUUUAGUCCUCACAACAAACCCUAUGCGGUAGGAACUAUCGCCAUUUUACAGAUGUGGAAAACAAGGUUCAGAUGGCUUGAAUGACCCACCAAGGUCACACAGCUCAUACACGGUGGAGUCUGGAAUGGAACCCAAGUCUGACUCUGCUGGGUUGUUCCUAAAGGCGCAGCCAGGUCUCUCAGUGCCCCCUCCCCUCCUCAGGUGUGAAAUCCAGGUCACUGGGCCGCGGAGAUCCUGGGGCCUAGCCCAAGCCUCCUGAAGCUACCAGCCUUCCCCAGGGAGGAGAACGACGGUUGAGGACCUGCUUCCCCCCUCAAGGACCCAGCUCCCCAGCCCAGAGCUGUGUGGCCUGAGAAGCAAUGAAAGAGAGUUCCUGCUUCUCCACAUCUUCGUCAGCAUUUGGUGUUGUCAGUGUUUUGGAUUUUGGCCAUUCUAUUAGGUGCCGCCACCUCUUGGAAAAUGGUGAGCGUGCCUUUUGGCGUGGAUCCUGGGAUGGCUGUUCUCCCCCCAGGAUCGGACUGGCGCCUCUUCUGAGGGCUCCCCACACCCUACAGCGUUGCCUGCCCACAGAUCCUGAGAGGCUGGCUAUGUCAGAAACCUGGGAGCAGGCCUGGACCUGCCGACCUUGGCAAACCCCUUCCCCUCAGUCCCCCCAGCUGGCCAAUGGGCUGACCCUUCUCUGCAUCCACCCCGGCAGUUAGGCCUGAGGCUUCCCAAGGGCCUCUCCCUUAUUUCUAGUUCUUUGUUAAAACAGGGUGCCCCCUCCCCAGACAUGACGUUAAUUCAGACAGCUUUAAGCUGGUCUGACAGGACUCCCCCCGCCCUGGAGUUAGGCUGCCCUCAAUUCCCCUGCUUCAGGUGGGCAGGUGACAGGUGACAAGACGAGGACGGCAGGAAGGCCACAGUGACUCCCCAGUUUGCCUCACCUAGAGUGGUCUGGCCUCGCCCCACAGACAAUGGCCUUGCCCCCAUGAGCUAGAGCCUGCCCCUCGGUGCCUGCCCACCACCCGCCAGCAGGAUGCAGCUGUGGAAGGCAGUGGUAGUGACCCUGGCCUUCAUGAGCUUGGACGUCGGCAUGACCACGGCCAUCUACGUCCUCAGCCACCUGGACCGCAGCCUCCUGGAGGACAUCCGGCACUUCAACAUCUUUGACUCGGUGCUGGACCUCUGGGCGGCCUGCCUGUACCGCAGCUGCCUGCUGCUGGGGGCCACCAUCGGCGUGGCCAAGAACAGCACCCUGGGGCCCCGGCGGCUGCGGGCCUCCUGGACGGUCAUCGCCCUUGUGUGCCUCUUCGCGGGCAUCUACACCAUGGUGAAGCUGCUGCUCUUCUCCGAGGUACGCAAGCCGGUCCGGGACCCGUGGUUCUGGGCCCUCUUUGUGUGGACCUACAUCUCACUUGCUGCGUCCUUCCUGCUCUGGUGGCUGCUGUCCACAGUGCAGCCGGACGCCAAGGCCCUCGAGCGGGGGGCAGGGGCCGAGGCCGAGGGCCCCCCUGGGGAGGACCGGCCCGCGCCCGAGCAGGCCUCCGGGGCCACGCUGCAGAAGCUGCUGUCCUACACCAAGCCCGACAUCGCCUUCCUCGUGGCCGCCUCCUUCUUCCUCAUCAUGGCAGCACUGGGAGAGACCUUCCUCCCUUACUACACGGGCCGGGCCAUUGAUGGCAUCGUCAUUCAGAAGAGCAUGGAGCAGUUCAGCACGGCCGUCACCGUCAUGUGUGCGCUGGCCAUCGGCAGCUCAUUUGCCGCAGGUGUUCGGGGCGGCAUUUUUACCCUCAUAUUUGCCAGACUGAACAUUCGCCUUCGGAACCGUCUCUUCCGCUCGCUGGUAUCUCAGGAGACGAGCUUCUUUGACGAGAAUCGCACAGGGGACCUCAUCUCCCGCCUCACCUCGGACACCACCAUGGUCAGCGACCUGGUCUCCCAGAAUAUCAACAUCUUCCUGCGGAACACCGUCAAGGUCACGGGCGUGGUGGUCUUCAUGUUCAGCCUCUCCUGGCAGCUCUCCUUGGUCACCUUCAUGGGCUUCCCCAUCAUCAUGAUGGUGUCUGACAUCUACGGCAAGUACUACAAGAGGCUCUCCAAAGAGGUCCAGAAUGCCCUGGCCAGAGCCAGCAGCACGGCUGAGGAGACCAUCAGCGCCAUGAAGACAGUCCGGAGCUUUGCCAAUGAGGAGGAAGAGGCGGAGGUGUACUCACGGAAGCUGCAGCAGGUCUACAAGCUGAACAGGAAGGAGGCUGCGGCCUACAUGUACUACGUCUGGGGCAGCGGGCUCACUCUGCUGGUGGUCCAGGUCAGUAUCCUCUACUACGGGGGCCACCUCGUCAUCUCAGGGCAGAUGACCAGCGGCAAUCUCAUCUCCUUCAUUAUCUACGAGUUUGUCCUGGGAGAUUGUAUGGAGUCCGUGGGCUCCGUCUACAGCGGCCUGAUGCAAGGAGUGGGCGCCGCGGAGAAGGUGUUUGAGUUCAUUGACCGGCAGCCAACCAUGGUGCAUGAUGGGAACUUGGCCCCUGACCACCUGGAGGGCCGGGUGGACUUCGAGAACGUGACCUUCACCUACCGCACUCGGCCCCACACCCAAGUCUUGCAGAAUGUCUCCUUCAGCCUGUCCCCAGGAAAGGUGACAGCGCUCGUGGGGCCGUCGGGCAGUGGCAAGAGCUCCUGCGUCAACAUCCUGGAGAACUUCUACCCCCUGGAAGGGGGUCGCGUGCUGCUGGAUGGGAAGCCCAUCAGCGCCUAUGACCACAAGUACUUGCACCGAGUGAUCUCCCUGGUGAGCCAGGAGCCAGUGCUGUUCGCGCGCUCCAUCACAGACAACAUCUCCUACGGCCUGCCCGCCGUGCCCUUCGAGGUGGUGGUGGAGGCCGCACAGAAGGCAAAUGCCCAUGGCUUCAUCAUGGAACUCCAGGAUGGCUACAAUACAGAGACGGGGGAGAAGGGUGCCCAGCUGUCGGGCGGCCAGAAGCAGCGGGUGGCCAUGGCCCGGGCUCUGGUGCGGAACCCACCCGUGCUCAUCCUGGACGAAGCCACCAGCGCCCUGGAUGCAGAGAGCGAGUUCCUGAUCCAGCAGGCCAUCCACGGCAACCUGCAGAAGCACACGGUGCUCAUCAUCGCACACCGGCUGAGCACGGUGGAGCGGGCGCACCUCAUCGUGGUGCUGGACAAGGGCCGCGUGGUGCAGCAGGGCACACACCAGCAGCUGCUGGCCCAGGGCGGCCUCUACGCCAGGCUGGUGCAGCGGCAGAUGCUGGGGCUCGAGCCCGCCUCGGACUGCACAGCCGGCCACAGGGAGCCGCUGGGCAACGGCGGUCACAAGGCCUGACCGUGGGCCCUGCCUCUCCUGGUGGGGCAGAGGCUCCAGUGCCCACCUGGCAGAUGUGCCCACGGGGGCCCCCCGGCCGCCCCCGCUGCCCUCCGAGCCCAGGUCCACGGCACUGGAGGGCCAGCUGCCCUGUCCCACGUGUCCCCGCUUCCUGCGUCUCACCCCCAGUUCCCACCCUGUUCCCCGGGCCACCACCAGCCCCCUGCUGCCAUGAACGACCCCCUCCAGUCUGGGCAGUGGAGACACCACUGGUCUCUCCAGCUGGCCUCCCAAGGUUUCUAAGUGAAGGUAGAGCUACCUUUUUAAACCAAGAUCUUAACCAGGUUUUUUACUGCUUGGUUCUGAUGGGCCCAAUCUCCUAGAUUUCAAAAACAUUUUUCUAAUUGGGAGCAAUGAUGGGCAAGUUCUAGAGACUUCUGAGCCGGGAGUGAAUGACCCUUCCUAGGAGCCUGGGGGAUGUCAGGGAGAACUAGGCCUCCACCCUCUGCCCCUGGAGAGAAGGGGCUUCCCUGUCCCGGGGUGCGGGGGAGGGAACACGGGGAGGGGACUUCCUGUCUCUCCCUCUUCCCAGCUCUGUGAGUCAGGCCAAGGGUGGGUGGGGAGUGGAAGGCACCUGCCUGCCCUCACCCCUUCCGCCCUCCCAAAUCUAAGCCAGUCUCACUGUGAACCACUACGGACCUUAAGUGGGAGAGUGAGGGGCUGGCCAGGCCUGGCGGAGCCUCAGGGUGUCCCUGGCCCAGCGCCCAGCGCUAGCCCCUCCCCCUGCCCCUCCCAUGGCUGGCGGCCCCUUCCCCCAACCACCCUGCCGCUCUGCUCUUCUGAGGCCCUUUGGACGUUUGGGAGUCGCGUUCUCUUCCCUGUCCAGUGGACGGGACACUGGCAAAGCCCAGGUCUGGCUUUGUAGCGGGGUUGCAAGAUGUUGGGAGAACCCGGUUAAUAAAGUAUACUACCUCUGA